ACCGGAUUCACCCCUGCCAGUCAUGAUGUAGUUAGUUCUCAAGUCUUGCCGUCAUAACAAGCAAGGCCGCACUGUCUCUGUUGUGCUAAAAAACAGAAAGAAAGAAAAGAAAAGAAACACAGCAACUCCAUGCGGACCAAAGACACAGUCAACAGCUAUGGGGAGCAACAUUAGAGAAGCAGAACUCAAAAUCUCACCAACUGCUGAACGCAUCACGGAGCUCCUCGCAGCGAUUUCCAAGUUGCAGAAUCAUUACCAUGAAUUUUACCAAGGCCAGCUGGGUGUCCCCUCGUCUCUUCCAGGCGACUAUCCUCACGCUACAUCGACGAUCCUCGAUGCCCUUGCAGAUCUGUCAGUAUCACAGGGACGGCCCGAUUCAAUCGCGCUCGCACUCAGAAUAAAUCGAAACACGCAGUCCGUCGACAUUAUUGCCUCCAAAAACCAAGAUGUACCACCAGAUGCGGUCGUGCAUUUACAUCAGAUAUGGUAUUUCCUGAGACGGCUUUCGAAUCGCUACUGGACAAUCCACCCGCAUGGUACGGGAGAGACCAUAGGUGAUCGGGAAUUUCGAGAUGUCUCCCUUCAAUUUGCCGAUAACUGCGUCAAGUUCUCUUCUAAAAGGUUGAAAGAGAUCAUCAAUUCGAGGUUCUUGGACGUAAUCGACGUCUCAGCAGAUAUUCUGGACCCCGAUCACGCCUUCUAUGGCUUCCGAGACAGUAUCCGCGCAGUUCAACACAUGUUAUCUCGGGACGAAAAUACAUUUCAUGAUGAAGAUUGGAGAUUGCUUUUCUUCUGUCUUCGAGAAGUUGAAAAAGCAACAGACCGGCUGUACAAGUCAGAUGGGCUGCUACAAAACCACCGUAAGCUACGGUCAUUAGUGUAUACGGGAUGGCUGAGCAGGGUCACUUCUGUAUGGACAAGCUACGAUAACCUGAUGAAAGCCACUGUCUCGCCUGUGUUUCAUGAUUUAUUCAGUCUCGAGCUGAACAUCCACGCACUAUUACCAGAGACAGGGAAGCUGUCGAGUGUUGCUCAAAGCGCGAAGCAAUGGGAAGAUGUUCUGGAAGCGGCUUUGGCGUAUAACAAUGAGUACGGCGAUCCCAGAUAUACUCCGAGUGGCGUCCUAGAUCUGAAUAGGAUAGAAGCGGAUACUAUAUACAUGGCCCAAGAAGGAGUUCCACGAGAGAUCGUGGUCCACGCUGAGACAAAGCUGUUAGCAGCGAUAGAGAAGACCCAACAGGAGCAACCAGAAUUACCCAAAGCAUUCGCCUAUAUUAGUACCACAGAGUUUCCUUGUCAUGGAUGUGAUUGUUUUUCGAGGGCCUUCAAUAUAACCCACGGGACGUCCUGGAAGACCAAGCGAGGUUAUGGCGCUGCAUGUCCGUCAUGGAUGUUUCCUUCCGUGCUGUCAACGAGAGAUGAUGUUCUCAAGGCCACAUACAAUAUGAUCGCUACUGAUUGGGCUGCAUAUUACAGAGGAUAUCUUCCCAGGCCCGCGUCAUCAUAUUCCGACUCUCCGCCACAGCCACCACGUGGAGGGGAUGUUCUUGACUUCUAUGAGGAGGAGGCUGCAGAUAUUAUGGCGAAGAUGACAGAACUGAGAAGGGACAUGGAAAAUUAGGUAAAUCUUCACCAUGUACUAAGCGGCAAUGUCUCCGGGGGUGCAGGUUUUUAAUAUUGAGGACUUUCUGUUAAGGGUUUUUAAGGGUUUUCAAAGGUUACACAGGUGUGGUAGUUGAUAUGUCAGCUAGGGGUGGGUUAUCGCAGAGCAGAAACCAAU
Molecule: messenger RNA, 1780 nt
Organism: Paecilomyces variotii
Lineage: Eukaryota; Fungi; Ascomycota; Eurotiomycetes; Eurotiales; Thermoascaceae
Exons: 1
Coding region: 158-1621 (487 amino acids)
Source: RefSeq, a predicted model, not a curated record